CACUUUGCUUAUUCCGGAAGAUGAAAGUACUUAGGGAUUUCAUGACGGUCAUUCAUUGGUUAACGUUUAGACUUCCUUAGUGUUUGUGGUACAUGUUUGAUGGAUUUGUCGAAGUGAUUGUGAAUAAUAAAAGGGAACAUUUAAAUGAUAUUCAGUACCUGUAGGAUAAUGUGUAUCUAAAGUGAUAUAUAACCAUAAUCUUCAACUGCCAAUAAUAGGUCAGUACAUCCCAUCAUGCCGUUACCUAGCAACCACACUGAAUCCUCCAGCACCGUUGUGAAGAUGCUUAACAACUCAACGUUGCCAAGCGAUGACAACAUGACUACAGCUGCAAACACGGCAGAACUUAUUCAGCGCCUCAAUGAUGAGAUGGCUCGGCUGAUGCUCCCUGCCACAAUUUAUAUAGUGGUUCUUAUGGUUCUUGGUUUAAUUGGCAAUGUGAUGGUAUGCUUCUUCUAUGGCUGCAAGACAAAGCGAACUACAAACACAUAUUUCAUUGUGAUACUUGCGCUGUAUGACAUAAUUGUUUGUGCCAUUUCCAUGCCAACAGAACUCGUCGACAUACAGCUGUACUAUACAUUCGAAAACAAUGUCGCUUGUAAAAUUCUGCGAUUUGUUAACUACUUUGCUGGAAUUGGGUCAAUUCUUACUCUCGUUGCCAUAGCGACCGAUCGUUUUAAAAAGAUAUGCAGGGCAACGCAACCUCAGUUGACUUUCAAAACAACAAGGUUUGUUAGUGUUGGCAUUAUAGGAAUUGCAAUUUUCUUGUCAUGGCCUUCUUUGUUGAUCUAUGGAUCAAUAAAGGUUCCUAUUGACAACGAGUAUGGUCUUGAUCUAUGGGGGUCAGACUGUACCUCUACGAAAGACAAAGCAUACCGGAAAUAUGUCUGGAUGUUUAAAGGAGUACAUAUCUUACUCUUCAUUAUCUUAUCAAUAACACUAAUAGUGUUAUACAGCAUUAUCGGAAACAAAAUAUUUAGUCACAAUAAAAAUCUACAAAAACAUCGUCCUUUCCAAAAACAAACGUCAAACAAGGACGCAGAGAUAUCUUUUACGAACACGCAAACCACCACGACCGAUGAAAGAGUUAGCAAAGAUUCCAAAGAUCAUUCUGCUUCCACACUGGACCGAGGCACUCACAGUAUAAUGAAAAAUCAUGUCGGAACUAAGACUAGCGUUAUUCCACCAAAGAAUAUAAGCGUUGACAAGGAAUCUGUGAGGAUAACCAUGGUGAUGAUCAUCGUUACUGUUAUAUUCAUACUAAGUUUCCUCCCUUACCUUUCGUUGACCGUAUGGAGGAUAGUGGAAGGCAAUUACGAGGCGUUAUUUCUCUCCGGAGCUGGGUUGGUCGGUUUCAACAUUGGGACAAGGUCUUUCAUGCUGAAUAGCAGCCUUAAUCCUUGGAUUUACGGCAUAUUCAACAGGAACUUCAGACGAUUCUUUUUUGGAUGGUGUUGUGAUUGUUUUGCCUACAUUAAAAAGCGUUGUCAGCGACUUUAGAAUUUUGCACUGACUAUAAAUGAUUACUUUCACGUCGAUGUGUUGUAUGCUGCAAUAAACGUUUUUUUUAAUUGUUAAGGUAAUGACUUAAUUUUCAUAAAAUGAAUCGCGAAAGUUGCGCACAGAAUCAAAUGUACUACUUAAACUCGGCACCAAAAUUUGGGAUCCAGCUAAAGUUUCAUACAACCUCAUGUAUAUAACGCUAUUGCGGUCGUCCAAUGUCCAACGUGCGCUGUCAACCACAACUUGAAGUGCCACAUACUAUAUUUAUACGGCUUUGCCUAUUUCAACCAAACUCCAUAGGAAUCAUUAUGAUCAUUAACUUGUCGUCGUUUGAACUUGUUCGGUGAAAAGCGUUCCAUGAUUAUUGCUCUGGCGGCCUUGAAAACAGAAAUUAAACAUCUUUAAAAUGUCAAUAUUAACUUUGCUUUGAACAUAUUUAUUUCAUGAAUAUAUACAGAUGAAAACAUAUAUUUCAUUCUAAAUAUUUAAGAAUUUGAUUGGAAGGUAAAAGCUUAUAAAGAUCAUCUUCUUCUGUAAAAAGCAGUUAGAUAUAUUUAUUUGGUUGUCUUUUUAAGGAUAAGUGCAUUUAUAGAUAUUUCAAAGCACGUCGUACAUGUUUAUGUCGUAAUGUUGAUUAAAUAUUGAUUUUGUAAUAGAGGGAUUAACUACUUUACACAUAGUGUUUAAGCUAGAUAUCAUUUUAACAAAACAUGACCGUCAGCGCGUGUUUCUUAUUUCCCGCGACUUAGCCAUGCUGAACACAUCAUAUAAUAUUAUCAUGCCGGAAGUUAAACAAUAAACAAGGAGUGUGUCCAUUACAUUUGUUCAUGUAACGUUGUUGGUAUCGUAAAUUUAGUUCCUUACCACUAUAACACACAUGAGAGAAAACGUUAUGAAAUAUUUGUAUUUAACUUAUUUAUGUUGUUGCUGUAUAUGCCUUUUCGACAUUUAGUUGUUGUUAUUUUAAAUUGUUUUAUUUUUGUAAUAUGUAUGUAUUAAAUCAAUUGAAAAUACCAAAUAAUAUAUGUGUUUGUCCACAAGGACAAUGGUCUUCUGGACUGAGUAUCGUUUUAGAGGGCGCUGUGGCUUUAUUGUUAUUAACGCUGUUAAAGGACUUCGGAUAUCUAUUUAAAUUUGCCGGUCAUCAUUGUGAAAAAUCAACUUUCAUAAUCAUAUUCUUCUAUUGCAUCUGUUUUAUUGAUAUAGUUUUUUUUAGGCUAUGCAAGAUUUUAAAUUAAAAAAAAAAGGAAAGGACUUGUGGAAUUUUAAUUCUAAAACAAUGGUUUCCACUAUACGCUAUAUAUUUGAAAUCAUUUCUAUUUAAGUCAACAUUGUCAUUUCUAUGUAAAUACUGUGUAUACUAAUUUAAAUGUCCCCAUGUCAAAAGUCCUAGACACACUUUCGUUCUCGGCCAGUGGCUAGGAAUAUACUGCAUGGUUAAAUAUGUUAAUAUAUCUACACAUAUAAUUUAUAAACAGAUGCAUACGAUAUAUAUUUAUAAAUCAUUUAACUGUUAUAAUUCUAAGCAUGCAAUCAUCAUUCUUCAGAGCAUUGUUGAAACAAUAAUUAUUAUCGUGUGCCUUUUUCUAAUCAUGCAUGUAAAUAGUUCCAGUAUUGUAUAUAUGUGUUUUAUUAAUAGACAUAUGUAUAUUUAUGAAAACUAUAUAAAAAACAUAUUGAGCUUAUUUCUGUCAUUUUGGUGAUAUUUGAAAUAUACAUCAGUGUGCUGUAAUCAACUGAAAUUAAAGGUUGUCCAUGGAUGUAAAAAACAACAAAACAUUUAACACUUUAGUAAAUACAAUGAAUAUAUACAUAUAUGCACUUAAUUGCUUGAAAACGAACAUAAAAAAUAGGCAACAUAAUAAUGUUCAAGGUCCUUCAGAAUUUCAGUGCUAAUAAUUUGUUUCCGAUAUUAUGUGACCUCGAGUCAUAAAAGAAAACUCCCUCACCUAUGAUAUUUUAGAAUGAAUUUUUGAAAAAAAAGCUUUGUCCAUUUAUUAAAGUUAUAUAAGAAAAACAGACAGAAUUUAAGGGAAAUUCUUAAAGUUAUUUGCAGAAUGGGGUAAAACUAAUGUUUCUCUAAAAAAAUCACCAGUGGCAGAACAUUCAUAAAAUCUAAUAUUUAAUUAAAUCAUUCUGUUAGGAUAACAUUUCAACGUUUUGGGGAAUUAUUCUGAAAGUGGUGUUGGACAUAUAAAGUGCUCGUACAUUGUGUUCAAUAUUUCAUGUGGAUUCAUUUCUGGGAUUAAGUAUAUUUUGAAAAUGAACAUACUCCUUAACUUAAGUUAUUUACACCCAAGUAUUUCUCUCUCUUUUUUGUAAAACUGUUAAUAAAUAAACUGCU
Mya arenaria is the source of this 3847-nucleotide messenger RNA. RefSeq names its product neuropeptide FF receptor 1-like. Bases 235 to 1500 code for a protein of 421 amino acids. Gene Ontology annotation, cellular component: plasma membrane. The record is from RefSeq and is a predicted model, not a curated record. Gene Ontology annotation, molecular function: G protein-coupled receptor activity. NCBI's taxonomy places the organism in Eukaryota, Metazoa, Mollusca, Bivalvia, Myida, Myidae. The transcript has 2 exons. Gene Ontology annotation, biological process: G protein-coupled receptor signaling pathway.